AUGGAGACUCAGCGGCCUGUUUCCCAGAAGUUGCCUGCAGGGUUGGCAGGGGUGUUGAACCCGGACGAAAACCGUGAUUCGGCCUACUUCUCCAGUACAGAUGCUUCGAGCAAGCACAACUCUGCCGCCUCUUGUGUGGGUAACGUCCUUAGUCCUACCGGCUCAGGAUACCAGUCCUCCUUGGCCGACAAAACGCCCUCGCCUGUGACUGCGAAUCUUGUUCCCCAACCGCUAGUCUCGCCCGCCCAAAGCAACAUGAGCGUCGCCUCAAUGGUCUCGCCGACGACACCUGGCAGUGCGGACCCCCGCCGAUUCGACCGUCCAACUUCCUUGGAAUCGGGCCAGCAACUGACCGCUCACGACCAUAUGGGUCUUGGAUCGCGAAGAGAAAGUGUCGACAGCAGGAUAAAUCAGGGUUUUCACGAGAUGAGGCUGGGCGGCAAUUCUCCCUACGCAAGCCAUAACCAAUCUACAGCGUCUAUACAAAAUACCCUCAACCAGCAACGGAACCCACGUCCCGGUCUGGAUAAUCUAUCGGUACACCGCAUCUCCAACGGCUAUCAGCCAAGUAAUGACAGAAAUCCUGACCCUAAUCCCAAGAUCAUUCGAACCGCCCCCGCCAUUACUGGCCCCGCGACAAGUAACAUUGCUCGGGCCGCCGAGCCGACUAAGGGUCAAGCCUGGGCCUUUCCAGAGGAGGAGAUUCAGCGGAUUGGCCCCCAUGACGCCUAUCUCGACUCAAGGCGUAGCAGCAUUGCCGAGUCUAUGGCCAGCAGCCAAUUUACCACCGAAUCGAGACUGCCUCCCGGCCAGAGGCGUUUGGACGAGCCUGCCGACUACAGCAACCGCCUUUCAAGCACAUCAUCCGACUUUCCUCCCGUACACCAUCACUCGUUGCAACAUAAGCAAAUAGGCGAUCUUCGCGACGAUGACGCUGCGUCACGAACUGGUUCCCAACCUUACAGCCGCACGCCCGAGCUGCGUAAGAGCCACAAGUUGGCGGAGCGGAAGAGAAGGACGGAGAUGAAGGAACUUUUUGACCAAUUGCGGGAUUUGAUGCCCCAAGAACGGGGCUCCAAAGCCUCCAAGUGGGAAAUUCUCACAAAGGCGAUUUCCGAGCAUCAGCGAAUGUCAGAAGUCAUUCGCAUUGUGCAACAGCAAAAUACGACAGUGGUCCAGGAAAACGACGGGUUGCGGCAAGACAAUCAUAAUUUGCGCGUUGACAUUCAACGCCUUCAAAACGAGUUGCACAAUCUGCGACUACAACAGCCGCCAACGGCCCAGGGUCCUCCCCAAACACAACAAGUAGCGCCACCGCCUCCGCCACAGGCCUCUUACCAGACUAACCCCUACGCCAACCGACGCGAGUUACCGCCUAUCAGAGGCUUAAACGGAGCGAUCCCCAACGGCCCCGACUCAAUGACUGGUGUUCAAUAUGAAGCACCUAGGAUUAAUGGAUACCGCCCUGCCGAGAGAUACUAG
Colletotrichum truncatum is the source of this 1482-nucleotide messenger RNA. Its product is annotated as Protein esc1. Gene Ontology annotation, cellular component: RNA polymerase II transcription regulator complex. Gene Ontology annotation, biological process: positive regulation of transcription by RNA polymerase II. Lineage: Eukaryota; Fungi; Ascomycota; Sordariomycetes; Glomerellales; Glomerellaceae. Gene Ontology annotation, molecular function: DNA-binding transcription factor activity; protein dimerization activity. The record is from RefSeq and is a predicted model, not a curated record.